AUGAGCAUGAGACAAGAGGAGGAGGAGGAGGAGGAAGGGAAAUGCAUGUGCACGAGCAUAGGGGGGACGAGCAUGGGCCACAAACCCAUGAAGCCACUCACCUGCUUCCUGUUCCCCAUCCCAGCAUGGUUGGCAUCGUCUGCGGAUGCACCCUCCCUCAACGAGCUCAGGACUAUCUGUGUCGGCCCGCGCGACCUGCUCAUCUGGCCCCCAUCUGCUCAAACACCACCCACCCCUCAUUUCGCCUUCCCGCUCAUCUCCUCACCCCCUCUUGCAUUCCUCCCGUCGCCUCUCACCCCACCUCCUGCCUCUCAUCCAUGGAAGCACGGUGUCUCAUAUGCCAUGUAA
Messenger RNA from Cyclocybe aegerita, 348 nucleotides. Lineage: Eukaryota; Fungi; Basidiomycota; Agaricomycetes; Agaricales; Hemipholiotaceae. The record is from the annotation of a GenBank genome assembly.